ACGAGCGAGCUCGUCGCCGCGCGGUCCUGGGAGGAUCUGCAUUUGGACCCGAGCCUGCUCAAGGGCGUGUACCUCGCGAACUUUGCAAAGCCCUUCAAGAUCCAGGAGGCGGCGCUGCCGCUCAUCCUCAGCGGGUUCCGCAAGGCGCCCGUGCGCGAGAACCUGCUCGCCCAGGCGAAGAGCGGCAGUGGCAAGACGGCCGCGUUCGUGCUCGGCAUGCUCGAGAACGUCGACCUCCGGUCGCCGGCGACGCAGGCGCUCUGCGUCUGCCCGACGCGCGAGCUCGCGCAGCAGAACGCCGCCGUGACGCGCAACAUCGGCAAGGUCCUCAUCGAGGAGAAGGGCCUCGUCGUGGCCCUGGCCCUGAGCGACAACGCGGGCAAGGGCGCCGGCGGCCGCGGCCGGGGCCGCGCGCCCAAGGAGCCCGUCGUCGGCCACAUCGUCGUCGGCACGCCCGGCCGCACGCUCCAGCUCAUCAAGACGCGCCAGCUCAAGACCCAGGGCAUCACCAUGCUCGUCCUCGACGAGGCCGACGAGAUGGACAUGCGCGGCCACCGCGACGACACGCGGUCGCUCCGCAAGGCGCUGCCCGACCCCUGCCAGGUGCUCUGCUUCUCGGCGACCUACACGGACGAGGUCUGCCGCGACAUCGAGGCCUCCGUCUUCAAGCGCCACCCGUCCUCGAAAGUGCUCAUCGCGAACGCCAAGGACGACGACCGGUCCGAGCUGAUGGUGCGGGAGAUCGCGCACGUCUGGUGCGACGCCAAGGAGCACCCGGGCGGCAAGCUGGGCAUCGUCGAGGACAUCUACGACCUGCUGAGCGCCCAGCAGUCCAUCAUCUUCGUGAACACGCGCAAGGACGUGCACCACAUCGCGUCCGUGCUCACCGCGAAGAACUUCUCCGUCGAGGAUCUGACGGGCGGCCGCGGCGCGGGCGGCAUGGACAGCGCCGAGCGCGACCGCGUCAUGGCCGCCUUCCGCGACGGCAAGGUCAAGGUGCUCAUCACGACGAACGUCAUCGCGCGCGGCAUCGACGUGCCCGGCGUCAACAUCGUCAUCAACUACGACCUGCCGACGAUCAUCGACUACAGCGUGCCCCGCGGCGCGUCGUCCAAGCCGCCCGAGGCCGACUUCGACACCUACAUCCACCGCGUCGGCCGCACGGGCCGCGCGGGCGCCAAGGGCGUCGCGAUCAACCUCGUCGAC
This is a messenger RNA of Aureococcus anophagefferens, 1206 nucleotides long. RefSeq lists its product as hypothetical. The record is from RefSeq and is a predicted model, not a curated record. Gene Ontology annotation, molecular function: RNA helicase activity; ATP binding; translation initiation factor activity. The transcript has a single exon. Gene Ontology annotation, biological process: cytoplasmic translational initiation. NCBI's taxonomy places the organism in Eukaryota, Pelagophyceae, Pelagomonadales, Pelagomonadaceae. The annotation marks the transcript as partial. Gene Ontology annotation, cellular component: cytoplasmic stress granule.